UCGGGAAGUUCGAUCUGGAGUCGCUCCGUUGGGGAGAAAUUAUGCCCGGUUCGAAAUCAUUCGGACCAAUCAGAUUGUCAGGGCGGGCUUUAUACGAUGAUGGACAGAUGAUCAACAGUAACGUAAUCAACUAAGUCAUCAAAGUGCACUUGGGUUGACGUUGUUUUCCACAAACAUGCCUGCCGCUGGAGAGCUGAGAUGUGUAGAUGCUGCCAUUGAGUCUGUUUUGGAGACAUCGACAGCGCAUUAAUUUUGAAAGAGGAACAGAGAUAUGCGAUCAAGGCAUUUGUAGAUUGAAAAGAUGUUUUUGCCGUCCUUCCUACGGGAUUCGGAAAAAGUUUGAUCUAUCAGCUGGCCCCGAUGGUCGCGAAGAAGAAAGGACACGGGAAUGUCGCGUUCCAACCGUGUUAUUAAGUUCUUACAGGACCGACAAAUGCGAUACGAUUUGUUUGAUGUGUUGUGGAGCUGUAAUCCUAAACGGAGAACUUGUUCGUAUGUUCAUUCACCUUUACUGUAACUGACUGCUACACCUGCCACUUUAUGCAUACUGUUUUAUUCUGUUAUUUUGUGUUGGGCUUAUUUUGUUUUACACGUAGCGACUCCCCUCGCAUAAAUACCUGCAGUUUAAGGAGCGGACCAUGUUAAUAGACGCACCAGAUCCCUCGCUUGCGGACCAGUGCAAUAAGACACCUGCCGUACAGCGCCGGCACAAGGAUAGGAACAGGAACAACGACCGGAUGCGGGCUGUGCGGCAUUUGUCAAAAACUAUAGUUUAACACCCCUCGCCAGCGGAACGAGUUGGUCUGAGCUGUGUGGGAAGGUUUCGUUGUGGCUCAUCAUCUCAGUGCAUCAGCUCCUCAGCUCAGUGUGAUGGAGAGAUGGACUGUGACAAUGGAGAGGAUGAGCUCGGCUGUGUGCGUUUAAGUGGGAAGAGCUCUGUGUUGCAGGUCCAGAAAGGGGGUUUAUGGAGGACAGUCUGCUCAGAGGAAUGGAACAACUGGCUUGGUGUCUCUGCCUGCAAGCAGCUGGGAUACACAAGGUAUGUGGAGUCGUUCUUCGUUUCUUUAACAUCCAUUGAGCAAGAACUUCAGCAAAACCUGGUGUCCAUCAGCCUGAAUAAGUCACGGAUCAUCAAACUCCAGAACACCACAACCCUCAGUAAUACUCAGUGCAGCUCAGGGAGGGUGACCACUCUGAAAUGUCUGGAAUGCGGCUCCAGGCCUCAGUACAACACUCGUAUUGUUGGAGGGAACAUCUCAAAAUCGGGUCAGUUCCCCUGGCAAGUCAGCCUCCACUACAGUAGUGAACACCUGUGUGGAGGCUCCAUCAUAACGUCGCGCUGGAUCCUCACUGCGGCACAUUGUGUGUAUGGGUUUGCAGAUCCAUCCAUGUGGGUCGUCCAUGUGGGGCUGACGGAGCAACUAGUCCACGGGGCACAGUCUCUGGCUGUAGAGCAGAUCAUCUACCAUGCCCGCUAUCGGCCAAAAGGACUGGAUUUCGACAUUGCACUGAUGAAACUCACCAUGCCACUUGUUUUUAAUGGCUUUGUGGAGCCCAUCUGCCUGCCUAACCAUGGGGAGGAUUUUGUGGAGGGCACCAUGUGCUGGAUAUCUGGAUGGGGAGCAACUGAGGGUGAUGGAGAAACCAGUGUGUUUCUGCGCUCGGCCAUGAUUCCGCUUCUCUCCACUAAAACCUGCAACCAGCCAGAAGUUUACCAUGGCUUCAUCUCCUCUGGGAUGAUCUGUGCAGGGUAUCUGGAAGGAGGAAUUGACUCAUGUCAGGGGGACAGCGGAGGUCCUCUAGCCUGUGAGGCAUCAUCUGUAUGGAAGCUGGUUGGAGCAACCAGCUGGGGCAUUGGCUGCGCCAUGAGGAACAAGCCAGGUGUUUACACACGCAUAACACAGUCACUCAGCUGGAUCCGCCAACAGAUGGAGAGAGAAGAGGCCCACAUUUCUCCAACUCUGAGUACAGACAACUAAAUACACUGUACUUACAUCUCUGGAUUCUGUCUGGACAGUAUCACACUUAACUAUACACCCAAACUGUGCCACAGCAGAAUGACAGAGCAUGUGAACCAUUACAU
This is a messenger RNA of Platichthys flesus (European flounder), 2083 nucleotides long. RefSeq names its product transmembrane serine protease 3a (gene tmprss3a). Gene Ontology annotation, biological process: proteolysis. Lineage: Eukaryota; Metazoa; Chordata; Actinopteri; Pleuronectiformes; Pleuronectidae. The transcript has 11 exons. Gene Ontology annotation, molecular function: serine-type endopeptidase activity. The coding region runs from base 879 to 1979 and encodes 366 amino acids. The record is from RefSeq and is a predicted model, not a curated record. Gene Ontology annotation, cellular component: membrane.